AUGGGUGACUUGCUAUUGACGGAUAAGGAGGCGGCCGAACUGGUGAUCGGAGGGAUCGGAUCUGCCUCGAUACCUAGGCCAAGGUGGGCGGCGGUUGUCAAGGUGUGUUCCCCAAGGAAACUCGUGCUAGGAGCCAUGGAUCGUGCCAUGUCGAAGUCUUGGGGAUUGCAUCACCCAGCUCACUUAAAGGAGAUCGGAGAUAACAGAUUUUUGGUGCGGUUCUCCUCGGAGGGUGAUUGGAAGCAUGUGAUGAGGAACGGUCCGUGGCAGUUUGACUUCAAUGCAAUCCUUCUGAAGAACUAUGACGGGGCGACUCGUCCGUCAGACAUGGUGUUUAACACGCUGGAGAUGUGGGUUCGUGUUCUGGAUUUACCCAUGGAUACGAUGAAUGUGGUUUAUGGGAGACAGAUUGGAGGGUGGGUGGGCAAGUAUAUUGCUGCUGAUGUUGAUGAUGAUGGCAUAGCUUGGGGAGAGGAACUGAGAAUCAGAGCAGAGGUCAGAGUUGAUCAACCUCUUCUGAGAGGAGUAUGGCUGAGGGAUUCGGAGGAUGAUGAGAAGGGCAAAUGCUUUGAUCUAAAAUACGAGAAUGUUCCUCAUUUCUGCUUCGACUGUGGAUGUUUGAUUCAUCCGGAGGAUAUAUGUCGGAUGGCAGGAGAAAAAUCAGAGGGAGAGGUCAGGGUACAACAAUGGGGAGAAUGGCUGCGUGCAUCACCUCGCAAAACAAAGAGGCCUGCUCCACCGGCCCGGCCCUUGAUGUCUACCAGUAGCUUCACGAGCAGAUCGUCGGGUUCUGAGCAUAGGCAUUUUGAUGGUGGCUUUGUUCGUGAUGCUCCAACCCGAAGAAACUUGGCACAUGACUAUUCUUUCGCCGGUUCAUCUCGCACUGGUGGUGAUGAGAGGUGGAGGGAAGGAGAAGAUAUGUCCAACCAGCGUCAUAGGGCGCGGGAAACAGCUCGGGAUACUGGGAAGAAGCAGAUGGACAAGGAUAAAUCCGUGACGAAGACAGGCACCUAUGUACGCAGACAACGUAAGCUGGAGGCCUCAAGACCUAAUGAAGCCUUGCAUGUGCCACUGGGCACGACAAGUAAAAAGAGAGGUCCUAAGAAGGUUUGGAUGCCUUUGCAAGUGCAAGUGGUGGGCGAGGAGACUACGGAAACACCAGGGAAGAGGCAGCGUACUCUUUCUGUUUUUUGA
Lolium perenne is the source of this 1194-nucleotide messenger RNA. The record is from RefSeq and is a predicted model, not a curated record. Lineage: Eukaryota; Viridiplantae; Streptophyta; Magnoliopsida; Poales; Poaceae.